AUGAGAGUUCUUCGGUCUUACCUCUCAAAGGUUCAACAAGUUCACAGUAAUCAAAAGAACAAAGAAAUGGAGCUUGAAAAUGGGAAUGUGAUUGCUUCAUAUAAAUGGGCAUUCAGAGGGAAUGAAUUAUUCGCAAAAGCUUCAUCAGUAACUGUGAGAGGUGUUCUUGACAUGUUGAUGGGUUAUUUGGACCCGAAUGACCCGAGACCCACCAUUCCAUUAGGCCAUGGCGACCCAUCUGCUUUCCCAUCUUUUAGGACUUCUUCAGAGGCUGUAAAUGCAUCUCAUGAUGCCCUUUCAUCUUCUAAGUUAUGGGCUAUAGCAGAACACCUGUCGCAUGAUCUUCCGUACAAGUUAUCGCCCGAUGAUGUUUAUGUAACAUGUGGAUGUGGUCAUGCAGUUGAAGUCAUUUUACAUGUUGUUGCUCGUCCGAAUGCAAACAUUUUACUCCCGAGACCUGGUUAUCCUUAUUACCAGGCUCGAUCAGCAUUCUGUCACAUGGAGCCUCGUUUCUUUGAUCUUCUUCCAGAACAAGAUUGGGAAGUUGAUCUUGAAUCAGUUGAAUCUAUGGCAGAUGAAAAUACUGUUGCAAUGAUUGCAGAAACUGCGAGAAAGCUUGGAAUCUUAGUUAUAUCAGAUGAAGUUUAUUACCAUCUUGUCUUUGGAGAUAAUCCCUUUGUACCAAUGGGAGUGUUUGGAUCAAUUGUUCCAGUUGUUACAGUUGGAUCCAUAUCGAAAAGAUUGUUGAUUCUUGUUGGGUUCCUCAACAUGUCUGCUGAUCCUUCUACCAUCAUUCAGGGUGCAAUAGGUCAAAUUCUUGAAGAAACAAAAGGCGAUUUUCUAUUAAAGAUCAAUAAUUUGCUAAGAGAAGCUGCAGAUUCUUUUUGCAGCAAAAUAAAGGAAAUCCCCUGCAUCACUUGUCCUAGCAAACCUCAAGGAAGCAUGUCUGCAAUGGUAAGACUGAAUCUAUCCCACCUGGAAAACAUUGUAGACGACAUGGACUUUUGUCUCAAACUAGCAAAGGAGAAAUCUGUGAUAGUUCUACCAGGAGUGAAGAACUGGCUCCGUAUAAGUUUUGUAGUGGAGCCAACCAUUCUUGAAGAUGGGCUCAACAGAUUGAAAACUUUCUGCGAGAGGCAUGCCAUGAAAUCACAAGGAAUUUGA
Oldenlandia corymbosa var. corymbosa is the source of this 1164-nucleotide messenger RNA. Lineage: Eukaryota; Viridiplantae; Streptophyta; Magnoliopsida; Gentianales; Rubiaceae. The record is from the annotation of a GenBank genome assembly.